Ruditapes philippinarum (Manila clam) is the source of this 3989-nucleotide messenger RNA. Its product is annotated as caspase-2-like. NCBI's taxonomy places the organism in Eukaryota, Metazoa, Mollusca, Bivalvia, Venerida, Veneridae. Gene Ontology annotation, molecular function: cysteine-type endopeptidase activity. Gene Ontology annotation, biological process: proteolysis; regulation of apoptotic process. The record is from RefSeq and is a predicted model, not a curated record. Bases 116 to 1711 code for a protein of 531 amino acids. The transcript has 9 exons.
CCAAAACCGAAAGUAGCAUAAGAGGAAUCAUUGUAAAUUUCCAUUUUAUUUUCUUGCUUUACAUUAUAAUAUUGCAAGUUAUACUGUAAUUGACUGACUGUGUGUAAGAAGAGGAAUGGAGGAAAUACACAGGAAGAUUCUGCGUGAGAAUCGCUCCUAUCUUGUUAAAGAGAUUGAGGAUGUUCUCGGCAUCACAGAUUAUCUACAUGAAAAAGAUAUAUUAACAACUAACAUGAUUCAAGACAUUCAUGCUGAACCAACUCCAAUAGCCAGAGCCAGAAAACUGUUAGAUAUUUUACCUAAAAGAGGAAGAUCUGCAUUUGAUACAUUUUGUAAUGUUUUAAUCAGGACAGGUCAGAGAGAAAUUGCUGUGAAGUUAAAUCCACAGCUUGCCCAUUCUGGUGUAACACCCAUUGAACCAGAAAGUAAACCUGGUUCAAACAAGACUGCACCUACCAAAUCAUCAUCCGGUAGUCAACCUGCCGGUGGGAAACUAUCAUCAUCAGGUAGUCAACCAGCCGGUGGGAAACUUUCUAAUCCUGCUUAUCCUGUACCGGUACAAAUGCCGUUUGAACACAACGAAACAAAGAGCUCACCAUCACCAGCCAGUAAAUCAGAAAUGAGCUUACCACAGCCACCAGCUUUUGGAGCUUGUGGAGGAAAAGCUGGUUCCCAGCCUUCAACACCGAAUGAUGAGCAUCAGCCAGUAUUUGGAACUCAGGAAUCAAGGGAGGAAACUCCAUUUGAUCCUGCUGAAGAAGAGUUACUAGAAAAUUUUCCAAAACCAAAGCCAGAUUGGCCAAAAUUGAAACUGACAUUAGCCAGUAAAGACUUCGAAGUGAAGUUCUGUACAGGAGAGGAAUUAAAGAAGCAACUCCAUGAUCCAAAUAUAUAUCCAAUGUCAGAAGAUAAAGAGAGGCGAGCUUUGAUUAUCAGCAAUAAAACAUUUGAUGGUGACAUUUAUGAAGAGAGGAAACUAACAGAUUUUGACAGUAUUCGUAUACAUCAGGUUCUCAAAAAAAUGCAAUUUAAAAUUCAAACUAGUUCCAAUGUAAAAAAGGAGGAGUUGGAAAAUAUUUUAGCGGCGGAGAGAGGGCAAGAUAGUGCCAAGCUGAGCAUGUUUGUAGUCAUUAUACAAUCAUAUGGGGGGAAAGGCACAAUAAUGUGUACUGACGGAAAAAUGUUGCCAGUACAGGAUAUUGUUAACAUGUUCUCGGCUAAAAACUGUCCAUCUAUGGUCGGGAUACCUAAAGUCUUCCUCAUUCAGGCAUGUGGAACCAUCAUGAAAAAUGUUGAUGACCAUCUAGAGGGAGCUACAUGCAAGGUAGAUAGUUCCAGUCAGGCUAUCAUAGCUGGAAUGGAAAGUUUAAAUCUUGGUACAGCAGCAGCCACAGGGAAAACCGUUUCUGAUACGAGGGGUAGUUUACACAGCAGCAGUUCAGAGAAUUCUUUCUCAGAUCCUUUAGCUCUUGAAGAUACAAGUGACAUAUUGGUUGCUAUGGCAACAACUGCAGACACAAAUCAUCAACAGUACACGUCUCUGUUUAUGUUAGCGUUGUCAUAUGUUAUCAGCAACUUUUCCAAGUCUUACCACUUUAUCUCACUGCUCAGAGGGAUAAAUAAUUUAAAGUGUGAUCAAUCUGGCAAUGUUGUGAAGUUAUGUGAGUUCAAGCACUCGUUGUCUAAGAAGCUGUACAUGUUGCCUGUUUGACCUGAUGGGUCACUAGGGGGCGCUUCUGGUAAUUUCUGGCGCAUUCUGAUUGGAAAUUCCAAAUCUUCACGAGACUUCAGUCAGUUGUGUUUCUUUUAACUGCUUAGUAUGUGGCAAAAGUAUGGAACCUUUUGUAUGGUUGAUUGACUGAAUAUUUUCACAAGGAACAUUGUCUUGAUGUUUGACAUAUCUGAAGACAUGUGACAUAAAUUAUGAUUGCAUCCAGGGUAUAGAAUGAAGGUGAAUAUUGUUGUCAUGACAACGUGUAGUAUAGUUGUUGUCAUGUAACUCUUGUAAGAAUGUAAUAAAUGUUAUAAUAUAAGAAAAGUGGCAUAUGUUAUAAUGUAAGAAUGUAAAAAAUGUUAAAAUUUAAGAAAAGUGGCAAAUGUUAUAAUGUAAGAAUGUAACAAUUAAAUGUUAUAAUGUAAGAAAAGUGGCAAAUGUUAUAAUGUAAGAAUGUAACAAUUAAAUGUUAUAAUGUAAGAAAAGUGGCAGAAGUUAUAAUGUAAGAAAAAUAAGAAAGUGGCAAAUGUUAUAAUGUAAGAAAAAUGAGAAAGUGGCAAAUGUUAUAAUGUAAUAAAAUGAGAAAGUGACAAAUGUUAUAAUGUAAGAAAAAUGAGAAAGUGGUAAAAACUAUAGUAUCAUAAAGUAAGUUAUCAUUAUAGUUAUAAAACAGGAGGACUGAUGCCAGGUUACAAGAUUGCUCACAGACUGGUACCAGUACCAAUGUCUUGCUAUGUUAUACCUCAGAGCUUCUUAGGGAACCAUCAAUAUUUGUGACCCCUUCUAGUAAAAUAACCAGGCUAUAUUGAUUUUUUUAUACCUUUACAUUACUUCUUUUAAAGUUUUAUACUCAUUUAGUGUGAUGGAUAAUUUUAGAAAGGUAAAAUAGUAAAUUCUUAUUGUAGAAAGUUCAAAACAAAUAAGAAAGUAGUAAGUAUUAUUUUGUUUAAAAAAAGAAGAAGAAAGUAGUAAAUGUUAUUUUGGAUGUAGUAAAUGUAAUAAACCAAGGAAGAAGUAAAUGUAAUUUUGGAUGUAAUAAAUGUAAUAAGCUAAGAAAAUAGUAAAUGCAUUUUUGGGUGUAGUAAAUGUAGUUAUCUAUGAAAGUUUUUCUGUGAGAAGUGGUGAAUGUUACAUGUAUAUUGUUAAGAAAGUAAUUAAUGUAAUUUUGAAAGAAGUAAACCUAAUAAUGUAACAAAGUGGUGAAUGUAAUAUUGUAAGAAAGCAGUAAAUGUAAUAAUGAAAGCAAUUGGUGAAUGUAGUUUGAUAAGACAGUACCAAAUAUUAUAUUGUAAGUAGUGAAUGUAAUAUUAUAAAGAAUGUAGAGAAGGCAAUAUUGUAAAAAAUGGUGAUUUUUUUUUUGUAAAUUGUAGAAAUGUAGUGAAUGAAGGUAGGGUAGAAAAUAAUGAAUGAAAUAAUGUUAGCAAUUAGUGAAUGUAAUAAUGUAGUGAAAAAUAACACACAGACAUGACUGUCAUUAUAUGAGUAGCAACCAUUUACUUUAUGUUUAUUUAUUGAGAGUUUCAGUAAAGAUGUACACACUGUAAUGUAUAAUAAAUCUUCUGUUGUUUUCUGAUUUCAUUUCUUAUCAUUGUUUGCUAUAAUUGUGAAAGGUUUGUUUGUUUUAUUUUAUAAAUACAUGUACAUAUGUAAAUAUAAGUUAUAAUAGCAAUAUAAAUAAAUAUAUGAACUAAAGAAUUUUUAAAACACACACCUGUAUUAUAUGAGUUUUUAAAUAAUAACAAAUAAAGAAAGAUCCCAUUUAACAAAAACCUGACAAUUGCAAAAAUAUUUAUAAAAUGUUCAUAAGUGUUUUACAUAAAUCCUUCAAAGACUUUCAGGUGUACUUACUUAUAUUACCUGUAGAUAAACAGCCUAAAUUGUCAGCAAACCCUGUCCAUAAAUGUUUUUUACCAUUUCUCUGGUACCCAACCUCUAUGUAUUGAUUUGUAUAUUUUUAAUUUUUAUAUUCUUCUACCUAAUAUUGACUUCAUUUUCAUAUUAUAAUAAGCUUUGAAUUGGGAACAUUCCAUUUCAAAGUUGAAGAGAUUUGAAUAGAAUAGAAUGAGCUACCAACAUUAUAGAGCCUGGUCACACUUCACAUGUUUUCAGGUUGGCCUGGCCCUAUAUAUAUUGGUGGUAAAGGCUUGAAUAAUCUGCUCCAGGAAGUUAAGGUUUUUAUUAACCAGAUAAUUGUUUUGUUAUAAUCUGUGAUAUUUAUUGAUGUACAACUAUUAAUGAAUUAUAAAAUCUGUAUUAAACCCUCAUCAUCAUUUAA